AUGGAAAAGGCUACUGGAAAACUUGUUUGUAAUAUAUUUUGUCGUGCCUUUUCACAGUCGUGUGGCACAGGCCAUCAGAGGCGGGCCAGUGGUAGUGUAACGACGCCACAACACCAGUCGGCCGCCGCUGCGUCCCACACGGCGGCGGCCAAUUGUGCACACAGGCGGCCGUCGAUGCCGCAGACCAAGAGGACGUGCCAACAACCCACGUUCGUGCACCAGGACGAGCUGUGGCUGACGCAAACGCAACGACACGCGAACCGGUCACCGCCGCCCGUCACCAGAGGAUUGCUCAACAAUAAUGCGGAUUCGCCGACCGACGACGAGGACGACAGUUCAUCGUCGCUGACCACGGCCAGUUCCAUGCACCGUUCAGUGUCCGAAAAAAGCGGAUCUUGCGGUGGUGGCGCGUCAUCAUCGUCCACCCGGAACCGGGGCCCGGGGCUCAGACGGCCUUCGGCGCCGCACAUGCACAGCACGCCUAACGUGUACCAUGGCCGGAGGCGCGAGUCUGGAGGCUCGACGGGUGGAGGAUCGCCGACAAACGCGCCAGGUUUGCCACCGACACUUGGCGGCGCUGGCAUGUCCCGGGUGAACACGUUGUCGGAAGGCGAGCUGCUUGACGUGGCCAUUCUGCCAAUAUUCCAAAAGCUUUUGACCGAGAGGCGAGCGCACGACUCGUUGACGUCAACAUCGCAGCACCACCGCAACCAACACAACGCUCACACACAGCAGCAUCCACAGCACCACCACAACAGGGCGUCGAUCGCGUCGUGUCCCAACAUUGCGGUCAAGUGCGACAUCGUCGAGUACCUCUAAUUGGCACGCGUUUUGUCUUUGCCAGUGCCAUAGCUGCCAAACGGAUUUGAAGAGUACGAUGACGUAGAAGACAAAUCACACAUUACGGGACCAAGAAACGACGACGUUCCAACGCCACGCACGCUCGAGGCCGUUUAAAUCGUAUUAUAAUUAUUAAUUAAUAUUGUUGUUUUUUUUUCUAUUCUAUUUUUGUUUUGUGUUUUAUGUAAAUUACAUUUUUAGAGAGAAAAAACAUAAAGUAAACGAGUUCUAUCGAUGUAGAUACGAGAAAAAAUGUUAUGUAGUUCCUUAGUUUCGUUAUUUACAUUAUGAUAUUGUUUUUGUCAAUUAAAUAAAUUAAAUUGUUUUCUCGUGUUAUUUAGCCAUAAUGUAUAUUAUUAUUAUUAUAUGUAUAUUGUUUUAUAUAAAAGUGUAUGCGUGCAGAUUGAAUGGAUAAAAUAAUAUUCGUAUCAGAAUGAAAAAGCAAUUUUAGGACAAUCUUAUAAUACUACUACUACUAUUACUACCUA
This is a messenger RNA of Metopolophium dirhodum (rose-grain aphid), 1328 nucleotides long. RefSeq lists its product as uncharacterized. The transcript has 3 exons. Bases 1 to 819 code for a protein of 272 amino acids. The record is from RefSeq and is a predicted model, not a curated record. NCBI's taxonomy places the organism in Eukaryota, Metazoa, Arthropoda, Insecta, Hemiptera, Aphididae.